Entrophospora candida is the source of this 423-nucleotide messenger RNA. The record is from the annotation of a GenBank genome assembly. NCBI's taxonomy places the organism in Eukaryota, Fungi, Glomeromycota, Glomeromycetes, Entrophosporales, Entrophosporaceae.
AUGGCAAGUGGAGUUACAGUUGCUGAUUCGGCUAGAAAGCUGUAUGAAGCGUUAAAAGCAAGCAAGGAAUAUCGGUACGUUUUCUUCGGAAUGUCUGAAGAUAAAAAAUCCAUUGUUGGAAAUAAGGAUACUGUGGGUCCUCGUAAUGCAACAUACGAUGAUUUUCUUGCCAAUUUCGAUGAGAGCAAACCAUGCUAUGCUCUAUAUGAUUUUCAUUAUGAGAAACCCGGGGAAGGUCAACGUGAUAAAGUUAUCUUCUACUCGUGGAUCCCCGAUACUGCCAGCAUCAGGGAUAAAAUGAUUUACUCUUCUAGUAAAGUGGCUCUGAAGAAAUCAUUUGAUGUAGCCUUUGAAAUACAAGGAACUGAUCCAUCUGAAAUUUCUUAUGAAACUGUUCUUGAAAAAGCUCUACGUUCCAAUUAA